GGGGACAGCACUGAGCUCAUAGAGAAUAAAACCCAUUUUCAACCAGCGAAGAAGAAAACCAGGAGGUGCUGUUGGUAAAGCUCUCCAGCAUGGCGGGCAGACGUGCUCUGAAGGCGGUGCUCAUUGACCUGAGUGGAACUCUACAUAUAGAAGACAUGGCAGUGCCCGGGGCACAGGAUGCCCUAAACAGUUUGAGCUUUGGUGCUGUCAGGUUACGGCAGGCGUCUGUAGCUGUGAAGUUUGUGACCAACACAACAAAGGAGAGCAAGAGGAACUUACUGGAACGCCUGCAACGUCUCAACUUUGACGUUAAGGAAAAAGAGAUCUUCACUUCACUGAGUGCAGCGAGGAGUUUGUUAGAGCAGAAACAACACAGACCGCUGCUGCUGGUGGAGGACAGCGCACUGGAAGACUUCACUGGUAUUGACACAUCAGCGCCAAAUGCUGUUGUCGUUGGACUCGCUCCUGAUCACUUCAACUACCAAACACUCAACAAGGCUUUCAGAAUGAUUCUGGAUGGAGCUCCUCUCAUCGCCAUCCAUAAGGCUCGGUACUACAAACGUAAGGAUGGUCUGGCCCUCGGUCCCGGGCCCUUUGUGACGGGGCUUGAGUAUGCCACGGACUGUAAAGCUACCGUUGUGGGGAAGCCGGAGAAGACUUUUUUCACACAGGCUCUGACUGAUUUAGGAUGUAGCCCAAAUGAAGCUGUCAUGAUAGGAGAUGACGCCAGAGACGAUGUGGGCGGGGCUCAGAACGCAGGAAUGUUGGGAAUUCUGGUCAAAACAGGUAAAUACAGAGAAGGAGAUGAGAAUAAAAUCAACCCUCCUCCCCACGUAACAUGUGACAGUUUCCCAGAGGCUGUCGAACACAUUCUGAAGAACCUGCUAUAAGCUACAAGUAACAAUAGAAUCUUUCAUUUGCACAAGAAAACACUUGAAUUUAUAAUUGUUGAAGACUGUUGGUGUGGUAAGAAGGCAGAACGUUAUUAAAUGACUCCCCCUCAUCCCCCAAGAUUAAGAUAAACUAACCAUUCUGUAAUCAUUGUCUGAUUGUCCCAAAAUCAAAGAUAUACUUUUACAAAAAAAAUGUCCAUUUGAGUGUGGGACUACUUAUUCCCCCGCAUUUCGGAAUCACCCACCACCUGUUGCCAUAGUAAGAAAAUGUUUUGUCAUUAUAUUACAAUGUAUAAAUAUAAGUUUGAAUGAAAAAUAUUCAGCUGGUAACUAUUGUUUAUUAUUCCAUUGUGCUUAUGAUCAUUGUACAGAUAAACAAAAUAAAGAAAGACUCCAUCAAAAUUA
Molecule: messenger RNA, 1298 nt
Organism: Dicentrarchus labrax (European seabass)
Lineage: Eukaryota; Metazoa; Chordata; Actinopteri; Moronidae
Gene: hdhd2
Product: haloacid dehalogenase-like hydrolase domain containing 2
Exons: 9
Coding region: 90-890 (266 amino acids)
Biological process (GO): dephosphorylation
Molecular function (GO): phosphatase activity
Source: RefSeq, a predicted model, not a curated record